Molecule: messenger RNA, 336 nt
Organism: Medioppia subpectinata
Lineage: Eukaryota; Metazoa; Arthropoda; Arachnida; Sarcoptiformes; Oppiidae
Source: the annotation of a GenBank genome assembly
UGGGUUUGCAUUCAAAUUAGGGUCUAUUAUCGUAUUGAUGACACAAUUAGUACGUGUGUUGUCCAACACCUGUACUCACAUCUCCGACACCACAGUUCUCCGCCCAUUCCUAACACUGGUUUUCAGCUUAAUUGGCGUAAUUGUGGCCCGAAUUACAGAAUCGGCAUUAAGUCCAGUGGUUUCGACGUUAAUAUCAGCAGACAAUCGAGUGGUUGCGUGGAGACGAAGACGUUCCUCCAAUGCCAUGCUAUCUGUGCCCAGACGUACAUCUCUGCCAACUCUGGGCGAUACCCGAACCCAGGGAUUCCAUGGAAACCAUCCUACUAUAGUGUGUAG